Messenger RNA from Miniopterus natalensis, 951 nucleotides. Its product is annotated as olfactory receptor 52A1-like. Lineage: Eukaryota; Metazoa; Chordata; Mammalia; Chiroptera; Miniopteridae. The record is from RefSeq and is a predicted model, not a curated record. Gene Ontology annotation, cellular component: plasma membrane. Gene Ontology annotation, biological process: G protein-coupled receptor signaling pathway. Gene Ontology annotation, molecular function: G protein-coupled receptor activity; olfactory receptor activity.
AUGAAAUCUACCAACAUGUCAUAUCUGAACCCAAAAACAGUGAUCCUGAUUGGGAUCCCUGGACUAGAGCAUGUGCAGUUUUGGAUUGGAUUUCCCUUUUUUGGUGUAUGCCUCAUGUCUCUUCUAGGGAACAUUUUCUUGUUAAUCAUCAUCCCUACAGAACGCAGUCUUCACCAACCCAUGUACAUUUUCCUGGCAGUGCUGGCAGCCACUGACCUAGCUCUCUGUGUAGCCAUUGCUCCAAAGAUGUUGGCCAUCUUCUGGUUUGGCUCUUGUUCCAUGGCUUUUGAUGCUUGCCUUACCCAGCUCUUCUUCAUUCAUGCUUUGCAGGGUAUGGAAUCUGGCAUCCUGUUGGCCAUGGCUUUUGACCGCUAUGUUGCCAUCUGUAAUCCCUUGAGGCACACAUCCAUCCUCACACCUUUCUUUUUAGUUCAGAUGAUACUGAUUGUGGUAAUACGGGCAACGGUGCUUGUCGGGAUUUUACCUAUUCUACUGAAACGACUGCAACUUUUCCAGUCUGUGGUUAUUGUCCAUUCCUAUUGUGAGCACAUGGCUGUUGUCAAGUUGGCCGCAGAAGAUGUCUAUAUUAACAAAUCAUACGGGCUCUUUGUAGCUUUUGCUAUCCUGGGUUUUGACAUGAUCUCUGUCUUCAUCUCCUACAUUCUAAUUUUUCAGGCUGUUUUUCGUCUUUCCCAGAAGGAGGCAAGACUUAAAGCAUUUAGCACUUGUACUGCCCAUAUUGUUGUCUUCCUGGAGUUUUAUAUCCUUGCCUUUUUUUCCUUCCUCAGCCACCGUUUUGGACAAGUGUCACCCUAUGUCCACAUCUUAUUGUCUACCAUCUAUCUCCUUGUGCCCCCUGCCCUUAACCCCAUUGUUUAUGGUGUGAAGACCAAAGAGAUACGAAGGAGGGUUGAACAGAUUUGUAUUCUGAAGCUUGACAACCAGGAGUGA